Dichotomopilus funicola is the source of this 1362-nucleotide messenger RNA. Its product is annotated as kinase-like domain-containing protein. Bases 1 to 1362 code for a protein of 453 amino acids. The record is from RefSeq and is a predicted model, not a curated record. Lineage: Eukaryota; Fungi; Ascomycota; Sordariomycetes; Sordariales; Chaetomiaceae. Gene Ontology annotation, cellular component: cytoplasm. Gene Ontology annotation, molecular function: ethanolamine kinase activity. The transcript is spliced from 2 exons. Gene Ontology annotation, biological process: phosphatidylethanolamine biosynthetic process.
AUGGCUGUCGGCCGCGAGAAUGGAACCCACGGCAACGGCCAGCUAAAUGGGGACAACGAGCACGCGAUCCAGUACAUCCCGCUCUCCUACGACAGCACCAAUUCCGAAGACUCGGCCCGGCGCCUGGUGCUGGCCAUCCGACCGGACUGGGCGUCAUCGGCCGACGCCAACCUGCAGUUUGUCCGCUUCACCGACGGCAUCACCAACACGCUGCUCAAGGCGGUCAACAAGCGGGCCGGCCUGUCCAAGCACGAGGUCGAUAGCGAGGCCAUCCUCUUGCGCGCCUACGGCACUGGCACCGACGUGCUCAUCGACCGCCACCGCGAAACCCAAAACCACGAGCUGCUCAUGCGCCACGGCCUGGCCCCGGAACUGCUCGCCCGCUUCGAGAACGGCAUGAUGUACCGCUUCAUCCAGGGCGCCGUCACCCAGCCCGAGGACCUGCGCAAGCCCGACAUCUACCGCGCCGUCGCUCGUCGCCUGGCCGAGUGGCAUGCCACGGUACCCUGUAUUGCGGGACGCACCGGCCACAGCCGCAAGGGCUCGCGCGUCGAUCUGUCGAACCUGGGGUCGUCGUCGUCGUUGAACGGCUCGAGCUCGGCCCUGGAUAGCGCCCUGGGCGAUGCUGAGUUUCAGCUUGCCCUCGACGGCGUGGCCCCCGGGAAGCCACCCCCGAACGUGUGGACGGUGAUGCAGAAGUGGAUCUUUGCGCUGCCUACGGACACAGAAGAGCAGCGGGCCCGGCAGGCCGAGCUGCAGCGCGAGCUUAAGUCGCUCGUCUCGGAGCUUAGCCAGCGUCCGGGGCUCGGCGUCAAUGGGCUCGUCUUCGCACACUGCGACCUCCUCAGCGGGAACGUCAUCGUGCUGCCCAAAUCCCAACUCGCGACCGAUAAAACCUCCGACCCGACCGUCACCUUCAUCGACUACGAAUACGCGACCCCGUCCCCCGCCGCCUUCGACCUCGCCAACCACUUCGCCGAAUGGGGCGGUUUCGACUGCGACUUCAGCGUGCUCCCGACCCGCACCCAGCGUCGCGAGUUCAUAUCCGAGUACAUCGAGUCGUACUACACCAUCCUCCGGAAACGCCAGCCCACCAACGCCAAAGUUGCGGCUGUGAACAAGGCUGCUGAGGUUGAAACGCUGCAGCAGGAAGUCGACCAGUUUCGUGGUGUGCCCGGGUUUUACUGGGGUAUCUGGGCCCUGAUCCAGGCGACUAUUUCGGAGAUUGACUUUGACUAUGCCUCGUAUGCCGAGACGCGGCUGGGGGAGUAUUAUGCCUGGCGUGAGGAGGUAACGGGGAAGCGGGAGCGGGAGGGCCGCGAGUUGCCGCUGCGGGAGAGGCGGUGGGCGCAGGAGGAGUAG